Molecule: messenger RNA, 2324 nt
Organism: Pantherophis guttatus
Lineage: Eukaryota; Metazoa; Chordata; Lepidosauria; Squamata; Colubridae
Gene: HAUS5
Product: HAUS augmin like complex subunit 5
Biological process (GO): spindle assembly; centrosome cycle
Cellular component (GO): HAUS complex; centrosome
Source: RefSeq, a predicted model, not a curated record
GAGUUUGAGGCGGCUUUUCGGGCGAUGGCGAGCGGGGAGAAUGCGGCGGCGAGGAGGGCGGGGAAGACGGGGGCAUCGCUGGCUCAGGACCUCAGGCGCUGGGCGGCUGAAGAGAUGAAGCUUCCUCCGGGCAAAGUUCCCUCCGAGAGAGACGCGCGCAGGAUGUGCUCAGGUCAGUGUGCUGACAUCUGGAAAUAUAUCAUCCGCCACGUUCAUCAUCAGAGGACUGUCAAGAAGAUUCGUGGGAACUUACUGUGGUAUCAGCAGAUGGAAAAGGGCGAGGUCAAGCCCAGUGCCUCUGAAUCUGAUAAAGAACGUCGCAAGCAUCUAAUCCAGGCCAUCUCUCGCUUGAAGGAAGAAGAUCAGCAGUUGGACCUUCAGAUAGAAUUGGCACAGCGUGAGUUCGUAGCCAGCGAGGUCACCCUGGAAACGACUCAGAUCUGGGAUGCCAAACGACGCAGUUUGCUCCUGAAGGCCUACUCCACACGGGUCACAGCAGAACGCCAGCAGUUGCACAAGAAAGGUGCCCAGGUCAAGGGACGUUUGGAGCAGUUGGAAGAGAUGGAGAAGAAAGCCAAGACGGUCGUGGCUUUUGGUGGCAGACACCCAGAGCCUCGGUUUCCCAUCUUGGAGCCUGAAGUCUUGAGGGAUGUCCAGGAAAGCUGCCAGCUGCGUUUCCAAUUCCUGAAGACUCUCUUUGAAAACAGCAUAUCUGGGAGCUCUCCAGAGACAGAUGAGGAAGAGAUGAAUAUUACUUACCAACAUUGGCUGAGCACCGUGGAGAAAGUUGUCGGUACCCAUCCUCCUGCCCAUAUCCUUUCAGCUCUGGAGCACUUGGCCCGUCAGAACACAAUGAAGCUGCAGGAGGUGACGGACAAGAUCAACAUCUCCCAAGAUGUGGCCGCUCUCAAGUUCCGUUACAACAGCACACACUUGCAAGACGUCUCGGAUUCUGCAGACAAGCUACCUUCUGUCCGGGUUCUUAUCCAGGAGGGCUGGAGCAAAUGCGAGAUGCUCUGUGUGCAGCAGAUUCCCCUACAUGCUGAAGAGAAAGGCCUGCUGUCACGUCUUGAAGCCCUAGUUAAAGAGAUGCACGGUCUCCUGUCUGACGGAUCGGAGCGCUCCAUCCUGGCCAGAACGGUCUUUGAGCUGGAGCUCCGGGCGGUGAGGUUGCGAGGAUACAGGGAUGGACUGCUGCAGGGAUGCCAGGAACUUGAAGAAGCCGUGAAGGCCCGGUACGCAGAACUGCAGAACUUGCAGGCGAAACGCCAGCGCAUCUUGGACUUCCGCCAUUUGGUGAAUGAGAAACAACAACAUAUUCGGGUCCUUAUCAAAGGCACUUCGUUUCUCAAAUCCCAACUUCGCAAGAACCAAGCUGAGAUCCAGGAUUUCAUACAGAAAAAACUGCUCCCUCAGGCGCAACAGGUGCAGCUGGAGACCCAGCAGCUUCACGACAGGGUAGGCCGUGAGGUCCAGCAUUUCAAAAGCAUCGCCCUGCCUUGUCUGCUGACCCGUCAGAUAGCUGGGUCUGAACACAUCCCAGCCCACAAACUUUCCAUCCAUCACUUAAGCCGGACAGCACUCUCUGAAAAUCGGGCCUUUCUCAAUGUCUGCAAUGGAGUUAGCUUUCCCCUUUAUAAGGCUCCCGAACAGCUCCUUCUCCAUCUGGCUGAGCUGAAGAAGAUGCUUGCUUACCUGUGUGCCCAACUGAGCUCCAAGCAAAGAGCUUUGGGAAGCCUGCAGCACCAGCUGGAGAGUGCCCCAGAGCCCGAUGUACCAGCCUUGGUGGGAGAGGUGCAGUCCCACGAUCAGAAACAAGCCUUUUUGCUGCUGCCCUGUAUCCAACGCACGAUGGAUCAGUGCCAAUGUCUCCUCAAGCGUCGACCUGAGAUCCAAGCUGUUAUCGAUACCUGGUGGGAGCAGCCAGGACAGCUUGUUCUUCCUCACGAGCUCCGCUAUGGCUUCACUUUGCAACAGUGGCUGGAGCGUUGGACUUUGGCUGCCAAGAACCUGCAGCAACAGCAGAUGUGGCUUUGAUGAACUCCUGGGUAUCAGUCUGAGAAGCCGGUUGGUGUUCGUGGCUCGCAAGAUACAGCGCCCGGGAGACAGUGCAGUUAUGCCUGUGCUUCCAUCUGGCUGCUGAAUGAUGGCUCUUAAUUUCAUGCAAGGGGGUAUGUGGUUUUCUGCACCUCACCUCACCUUCUUCCCUCUCCUCUCCGUUCUUCAAGGGAGGCUGGGGGAGGAUGUAAUGUUGAAGGUACAUCUCAACAAGUAGCAGCUAUGUAUUUUCCAAGGAUUUGAAAUAAAUAUAAAGUUUAUCUUCA